Messenger RNA from Stylonychia lemnae, 1875 nucleotides. Lineage: Eukaryota; Ciliophora; Spirotrichea; Sporadotrichida; Oxytrichidae. The record is from the annotation of a GenBank genome assembly.
AUGAAUGAAGAUUACAAUGACAUAAACAUGAUCAACUAUAAGUAAUACAAGACUAACAACAAGGAAUAAUCAUACAUUCAUGUAUAAGAUGGCGAGGGUACACUCAUUUCACCCGAUAAUUUGAUGCAAUACAAAGGACAAUUUAAAAAUGGUAAAAAACAUGGCAAAGGAGAACUGAUAUAAAUUUUAGAUGCUUUAGGAAAUCAUAAAGCAAUAAUUAAAGGAAAUUGGAAAAAUGGGUUUCUAAGCGGCAAGGCAUUAAUAUUUUUAACCAACCAAUUGAAUUAAUUUAUUCCAAAUUAGACUCAACCAAUAUAGUUGAAGUAUUAAGAUAGUUUUGAAGGACUGUUUAAAAAAGGUUAAGCAAGUGGUUAUGGAAUUUUAAAAUUUUCUAAUGGUGAUUCUUACCAAGGAUCAUUUAAGAAGUGUCUAAAAGAUGGAAAUGGUAAAUAUGUGAGUGUAAUUGAACAAAACAAUCAAUAUAGGGUUUAAGGAGAAUUCGUGGAAAAUCAUAUUGAGGGGUCAUGCGUGAUUCAGUACCUUAAUGGCCAUACUUAUCAAGGGACAGUAUUUUGCAAUUCUAUUUCAGGCUUGGGGCAGUUAUAAUUCAAAAAUGGAAUUAAUUAUGAGGGAAAUUUCCAUUCAAAUAAGUUUGAAGGUCGAGGGACUCUGAAUAUUCCUAUGCCUUUAAAGCUAAUUAAAUCUACCUUAUCACCUUUGAGUACCUCACCAAUGAAUAAUUCGUUCCAGCCAUCAAUGACAAUAAAUACUCAGAAUAAUGGUGUUCAGAUUUUUUAUUAUAGUGGUGAGUUUAAACAAGGGCUGUUUCAUGGUAAAGGAAAAGCAAUAUGGCCUUAGAAUGAGAACUAGAAGUACUUACUUUAGUAUGAAGGAUUCUUUCAGAAUAGCAAAAUUGAUGGAGGGAAAGGAACAUUCUAUUUUGGACCUAAUUUAAUCCAUGGCUUUUUUAAAGAAAAUAAGUUAGCUGGCUAAGCCUAUAAGAGAUAAAAUAUUGAUGAUAAACUUUAAGUCAUAUAUAAGGGUGAGUUGACAGUAGACACUCAACUCAUGGAUGGAUUCGGUGAACUGAUAUGGGUCAAUCUGAAACAUAAGAAUUAAUAUAUAGGAGAAAUACAUAAUGACAAAAUUUAAGGGCAAGGUUAAUUAUCAUUUCAGGAUUAGUACGGAGGAAUGGCUUAAUACUUUGGUGGUAUGCGAGAUAAUCUAUUCUAUGGAAAAGGGGAAUUGACAUUUUCAAACGGAGAUAGAUAUGUAGGCAAUUUUCAAAAUGGCCAUUUCGAGGGAAGUGGUUCUCUGACAUUUAUGAAUGAUUAAAUGGUCUAUCAAGGAUUCUUCCUAAAUGGAUGCUUUCACGGCAGAAGUACUUUAAAAGUUUAAAACUAAUUCAUUAUCAACGGAUUAUUCCUUAAUGGUUAGAUAGAUUGCAACUCUAAUGUUCUAAUCAAUUUCACUAAUGGUGAUUCAUAUUCUGGUAGAGUAGAUCAUAACUAUCAUUUUAAUGGUAUGGGAGUGUAUAGAAAUUUGGCAGAGAGCUACAAAUUAAUUGGUACUUUUAAGGAGGGAGUACCUCAUUCUUAUUGCAAAAAGGUUUUUCAUUAGAUUGGAAAUCCUCUAAAAAUUAUUAGGAUUUUGUAUGGAUUUUACAAUCAAGCAAAAAUAAAUGGAAAUGCUAUUGAAUCUAUUAUUGAUAGUGAUACAGGGAAAGUUGUUGCUAAGAAUAACUAAAUGUUUAUUAAUGGAAAGCUGUAAAAGGGAAACGGGUAGUUUAGAGAAACUUUUGAUGAAAAUUCUCUGCUAAAUGAUUUAUUCUACGAUUCUGUCGAGAGAUAAUGUGAUUUUGAAAAUAUAAAUUGA